Molecule: messenger RNA, 1371 nt
Organism: Penicillium nucicola
Lineage: Eukaryota; Fungi; Ascomycota; Eurotiomycetes; Eurotiales; Aspergillaceae
Product: DUF3712 domain-containing protein
Exons: 3
Coding region: 1-1371 (456 amino acids)
Cellular component (GO): fungal-type vacuole membrane
Source: RefSeq, a predicted model, not a curated record
AUGUCUGACAGGCCGGCCUAUCUCAGCUCCGAUGAUGCCAAAUACUCCCUGGGUAUUCAUCGGGGUCCUUUGUUCUCCAAGGAUGUCGAAGGCUCCAAAUUAGCCCAGGUCGAGUCGGCCGGUCAUUCAUUAGCCGCGAGAGAAUUGAACAGGAAAGAGAAGUUUGCACGCCAUUGGAAACGAUUCUGGUGUCUGCAUCUCUUUGUGACCAUCAUCUUCCUGGCCAUUUUCUUACCAGUCUUCUUCCUCGUUGCCAUUCCGGCAAUUUCUCAAAUGGUCGUCAACAAGUCCGACCUGGUCCUCGUCAAUGCCGCGGUUUUGAACCCGCGACCCGAUCGCAUUCAAUUGACGUUGCAGUCGGCACUGGACCUGAAGAUCGCGCUGCCUGUACGCAUCGAGCCAAUCACGUUGGAUCUAUUUGUGCGCGACGCAGGCGCCGAGAACAAAUGGGCGUCAGCCGACUUGGCUGGGAUGGUAGUCAAGGGGAAUACCACGCUGGGAGUGAGUGAUGUCUCAACGCCGUUGACCAACUUGACGACCUGGGUGGAAUAUGUGCACAAUGUGGUGUUCAAGGAGACGACGCCAUUGUCCAUCAAGGGGACCACCAAUUCGUAUUUGGGGGUGCUCAAGUCGCCGGUGACGAUGGAUAAGGAUGUGUACUCUCCCGUGUUGAACCAAUUCAAAGGCUUCAGUAUCUCCGACAGUGGUCUCAUCCCAGCUCGCGAAGAUGGCACCAACCUCGUUGGCAAUGCCACUCUUCCCAACAAAUCAGUCCUGACUCUCGACAUCGGCACAAUCGUCCUAGACGUCCACAGCGGAGAUCUAUUAAUCGGCAAUGCGACGUUGAAAGACGUCACCAUCUACCCAGGCGACAACACCUUUCCCUUAACGGGCGUGCUAGAUCUGGGCCUAAUAAUCAAGAAUCUAGGCAAGGUGCUCGCCUCCCAAGCCUCGGCUCUAAAAUCAGGCAACCUGGCGCUGGACACGAUAUCACGAACCGUGACAUGGAACGGGACCCUGGUGCCCUACUACACAGAUGUGAUGAAGCAAUUGACCCUCACAGCCAAUGUGGCAAUUGCCGAUCUACUCAAGAAUACCAUUCACAACUUCCUGAACAGCGACUCGAGUAUGUCAAGCUUGAUCGAUUCGCUAGGCAUUGGCAACGGAAGCAGCAGCGGCCUCCUGUCAAAUCUGACCGAUAGCGAAAGUGCCAGCGAUACAGCCAGCGCUGCUCUCGCUGAAUCUUCAUCGCUUUCAUCCAAGUUGAAGAGGAAUGUGGCUGUACGGGAAGCCUUCAAGAACGAACAUCCCAUCCAGCGGGAUGCAAUUAUUGACUCGCUGGCUGGUAUUUAUGUGAAACAUCAGAAAUGA